Vitis vinifera (wine grape) is the source of this 1919-nucleotide messenger RNA. RefSeq names its product vignain. Gene Ontology annotation, molecular function: cysteine-type endopeptidase activity. The record is from RefSeq and is a predicted model, not a curated record. Bases 676 to 1755 code for a protein of 359 amino acids. NCBI's taxonomy places the organism in Eukaryota, Viridiplantae, Streptophyta, Magnoliopsida, Vitales, Vitaceae. Gene Ontology annotation, cellular component: lysosome. The transcript is spliced from 4 exons.
UCAAAGUUUCAAGCAGGCCAAUCCCCCGAAUAAGAUGAUUUGCAGAUAUAUUCCGACGGAUGAGUCACAUUCAACCCAAAAUCAUAGACUUGUUCUCCAUGCAAGUCGAGCUCUUCACCACAUUGGGCAAUGCAUGAUCUGAGGCUGGGAGUACUCAAAAUGUUGCAGAACAAGCACACACAAGUCACUCCACUAGAAAACACUUUUCAAGUUUUGUUGUUUUUCAGCAAAAGAUAAGCGGUUUAGAGCACUUUAUCUCAACACUUGAGAGAAAUCGUGUACCAAAGCGGCUGUACCUUACAAGAUAACCACUCUUGUCACCUCUUAUGAACAAGUUAAACAAGGUAACGUGGUUGGCAUGUAUGAGAGGUGCCCCAACUCUACACUGUACAAAUCCCACCUCCAAAUAUGUCACAAUGGCCUCUAACAAGAAUCCCCCUUUUUCCCUUAUUUUCUGGUUAAAGCUCUAAACAGCUGGGACCCCCCAUUGCUCAUAGUAAAAUCCAACCCACCUUACUUAUAUAAGGCCAUCAGCGCUGCAAACCAAAACCAAAUCAAACACCAUCUUCCAUACUUGUCAAUUUCUCCAUAUUUAUUGAUGCCCACAAGUGAACUUCACCUUCACUUAGUUUAUAGUAUCUGAAAACUCCCUUCUGGGGUUCCAAUUCUGCAGCUAUGAAGAUGGAAAAGGUCAUCCUCGUUGCUCUAUCACUUGUUCUAGUGUUUGGUCUGGCUGAGAGCUUUGAUUUUGAUGAGAAGGAUUUGGCUUCCGAGGAGAGUCUCUGGGACUUGUACGAGAGAUGGAGGAGCUACCACACAGUUUCCCGUGACCUUGAAGAGAAGAAUAAGCGCUUCAAUGUGUUCAAAGAGAACACGAAGCAUGUUCACAAGGUAAAUCAGAUGGACAAGCCUUACAAGUUGAAACUGAACAAGUUUGCAGACAUGACCAACCAUGAGUUCAGAAGCUCCUAUGGUGGUUCUAAGGUUAAACAUUAUAGGAUGUUACGUGGUGACCGGAGAGGCACUGGUGGAUUCAUGCAUGAGAAAACCACCUAUUUGCCACCAUCUGUUGAUUGGAGAAAGAAAGGAGCUGUCACUGGAAUCAAAGAUCAAGGCAAAUGUGGAAGCUGCUGGGCAUUUUCAACUGUAGUUGGCGUGGAGGGCAUCAACCAAAUCAAAACAAAGGAACUACUGUCUUUAUCGGAGCAACAACUGAUUGAUUGCGACAGAUCUGAUGACCACGGUUGCAAUGGAGGGCUAAUGGAAAGCGCAUUUGAAUUCAUUAAAAAAAAUGGAGGAAUAACAACAGAGAAUAACUAUCCAUACAAAGCUAAAGAUGAGAGAUGCGACAUGUUGAAGAUGAAUGCUCCCGUGGUGACAAUUGAUGGGCACGAAAGCGUACCAGUGAAUGAUGAGAGAGCCUUGAUGAAGGCAGUUGCUCAUCAGCCUGUAUCGGUUGCAAUAGAUGCUGGUGGUUCGGAUCUGCAGUUUUACUCAGAGGGAGUGUUUGACGGAGAAUGUGGAACAGAGCUAGACCAUGGGGUGGCAAUAGUGGGGUAUGGAACAACCCUGGACGGAACGAAGUACUGGAUAGUGAAGAACUCAUGGGGAGCUGAAUGGGGUGAGAAGGGUUACAUAAGGAUGGCUCGGGGGAUCCAGGCAGCCGAGGGACAGUGUGGUAUAGCUAUGGAGGCUUCCUACCCAGUCAAGUCCUCCAACAACACUAGAAGAGGAUCAAUAAAGGAUGAACUCUAGAACAUAAAUUCGGUAGGUUGUGCUGCUACUUUGGUAAAUUAGGUGCUUUAUGGUGGAACAGUUUUUAGGCUUUGUUUUAAUUAAUAAUAAAAGCUCUUGGGUAUGUGAAAUAGCUGUAUCUCCAAUAACUUAAUAUAUUAUAUGCAGGGAAUGUCCAAUUUCAA